This is a messenger RNA of Suillus subalutaceus, 1473 nucleotides long. RefSeq lists its product as uncharacterized. Lineage: Eukaryota; Fungi; Basidiomycota; Agaricomycetes; Boletales; Suillaceae. Bases 1 to 1473 code for a protein of 490 amino acids. The transcript is spliced from 3 exons. The record is from RefSeq and is a predicted model, not a curated record.
AUGAGCACGACGUCGCCCAUACCACCGAGUGGGGACACGUUCUCUUCGAUCACCUAUACAUCGAUUGGUACCUCCACUAUUAUAGCAUACUCCUCUUUUGGGUCAACCUCAGUACUCGUAACCCUGACAUCGACCUCAACGUCCGUGAUUCGUACCACAACUCCAGUACCAACUUCGGGAGCCAGGUCAAAUGAAGCUCCAAUUAUUGGAGGGAUUGUGGGCGGAGUCCUAGCCCUUCUGCUUCUCGGUAUUGCAGCAUGUUAUCUCAUCGGCCGCAGGCGGCGUCCGCGGGCCCACCAGCAGCUUUACGAUAGUGACCUUACCGCAACACUCUCUGCAGCAGAAGCAGCGACAAUGCGUGAGAAUCACCCUUACAGUCCUACGUACAGCUCUGUCGUAGGAGGGCAAGGUGCAAGUGAGAGUCGUGGCGCCCUGCAUCACGCCGCAAACUCCUUUGGCCCAUCGGCCUUCCCUCACCCAUCAUUUGCCGGUUCCUCGCAUAAUUUUUCUGGUAGUUUGUCGGGCUCAGCAUUGCACGAGGACUUUGACAGGGAGUCGGAUGGUGGCGGUAUCUGUUGGGACAACGAAUCAGAAGGCACGGAGAGAGAUUUCGCGAGCGCACAGAGUUUUUACGCGUCUAAUGAUGGGGAGUCUAGCCUGAGCGGCGGUAUAGGUAUCGCGAUCGGCUCUCAAUCAAGCAUAGAUCUCCACUCAUAUCACACCGCCGCUACCACACUUGUCGCGGGGGCCCACGCUAUUGUGGACAAUGACGAUAGCCCUGGACCAAGUCCUUCGGCAUUCCCCGUUCCCCCAGUGAACCCGUUCCUCGAUGGUGUCCGAGUCGUCGAUCUUUCUGAUUUUAUGGCCUCUCGUGCACCACAAAGCCGCCAAGUAGUCUCCGCUUUAACUGAAGACGCCGCGCUACCUCCUGUGAAAAUUCGCCGAUUCUCAGAGCAACAAGCGUCUUGGGCGGCGGCUGUAGCAGCUGCAAGCCCUGUAGAUCAUGAUGCGCCCACACCAAUAGCAACUCGGAGCCUCAAUGCGCUUAUAGGGGAUGUAAACGACGACGACCCAUCAAGUAAGGACCUCCAAACGCCCACACAGUCCCAUCCCCCAGUUACGCCAGUGAAUGAUUCGUAUUUCAUCAUCAAUCCACUUUUACGUGAAACGUCCCAGGAAGAGUUCAAUGAUGAUUCUGGGGACAGUAGCCACGAGACUGUCUCCAUCAUGUAUCCAUAUCCGUUCGAGUCCACGGACAAGGGCAAGGAGAAAGAGUACCUGUCCGCUGACUUGGGGGAUGAUCCCAAGAAUAACAGAUUAUCGAAUGCCAGUUCUGGUCUUGUGUUCCCCGAGGAUCCAUCGUCGAUUCUGAUGGACGUGAAGAUUGCUCAGUUUCCGCUGAAGCCCAAUGAGGAAGACAUCGAACGGAGAAUAGAGAGGGAGGACAGAAUUGGAGUACGAGAGGAGAGAUGA